AAUUCAGCGUCUCACGGAACAUCACUCAUGUUACCACAAACUUAUCCACAUACCUCCGUAACUCGCCUACGACGCUAUCAUGAUGCGUCCCCGGCGGUUCGUGUCGUCGUCUCCACGACUGAAUGGACUGUCUAAUCUCGUCUCCGGCCACGGUUACAGUAGAACAGGUGCCACAAACGACGAGACGGUUCCUCUUAUUAACCUACACCGAGAGGCAAGCCGACCUCUACCCCGCCGACAGCGCGCUCGCCGCGUGCGUAUUCAAGGUCGACUGGCGGUCGUACAGACAGUAUCGGUAACAAAGUCCAGGCAGGUGAAAAACGGCACUUCGAUCACCCGUACAGAUGUGCAUUGCAAAUAUGUACGUGUCAUUCAAAAGAGACGAAAAACCUCGUAUGACGGUGGCAACAUCGAAGAAUACGACCACGACGAUGGCUAUACUGUAGAGGACGAUAGACAGUUUCGCGGCUAUGGGAUUGGCGGUGCAGGAAACAUACGUCGGCCAACGGAUAUUAUAGGCACAUCGUCACGUUCGACUACUAGCGCCAUGAACACGAAGCUUAGCAAAUUGAAGUUGCGGAUGUCUAGACUACUACAUAGCCUUAGAGGAUACAGAAAGAGCAAGGGCUCAACUGGGAGUUUCUAAGACAAAGUUUAAAGUAUUUUGAAGAGAGAGAAAAGUGUGGCAACGACUCUAGAGGGGUAGCUAUUAUGCGAUUUUUCAACUUAGAGCAGAGCAACGCCGCGAGGCGACAGA
Molecule: messenger RNA, 757 nt
Organism: Xylaria bambusicola
Lineage: Eukaryota; Fungi; Ascomycota; Sordariomycetes; Xylariales; Xylariaceae
Exons: 2
Coding region: 80-646 (188 amino acids)
Source: RefSeq, a predicted model, not a curated record